Molecule: messenger RNA, 870 nt
Organism: Helobdella robusta
Lineage: Eukaryota; Metazoa; Annelida; Clitellata; Rhynchobdellida; Glossiphoniidae
Exons: 7
Coding region: 1-870 (289 amino acids)
Source: RefSeq, a predicted model, not a curated record
AUGGUCCUCAGUAUCCAGCAGAAAAAAGUGCGAAAAAUCCCCGGAGACCCAGUCCAGGGGGUUGCGGUGCAAAGCCCUGUGGAUGGUCUGGAUACUGGCACCCCACUCUAUAGUGUUGCGGUGCAAGGCACUAUGGUUGUACCAAACCUCCAACCACUUGUAGACCAAGUGGUUAGAGUGUUUAUUAACACCACCACUGGGGUUGCAAUCUACCGGACUUCGGUGCCGGUUCCAAGUCCAGCAAAUAAUCAUACCGGCUCGGUUGUCGCCCGGGACAAAAGGGGCCGCAUUGCAGCAUUGGGAACUAGAAGCUACAAUACAAAAUUUGUUAUUAAGUCUCAAAGAAGUAAAAUGAAGAUGAAGUUCAGUUGGAAUUUGGAAUCUGAGGUUGAGGUAUGCCAGAUUCAAAGGACAUUGAAAGCAUUAUCAAAGAAAGAUGUCAAAAUCAUUGUUGGGAACUGGAAUGUUAAAAUUGGAAGUGACAACAUUGGAUUUAAAAAAGUAAUGGAGAAAUACGGUGCAGGAAAUAGAAAUGAUAAAUGGGAAAGAUCUAAAUUUUCUGCAAUAAAAAAUGCUAACGCUGGAAGAACUCAGUACAAAUUAUCAGAGGAAAAAACUACGACAACGAAACCUCGAUUCGAAAGGAGCGAAGUUCGACUUGCCGAGUUCUAUGGAAGAACUGAGACAACUGUACCUAUGCCGAAAUGUUUAAAAAAUGGGAUCAACACCACUAGCCACAUCCCUUUCUUUUAUAUUUAUAAAACCCGCCUCAAAAUAAUCCAGACAAGCAUAAAAAUAGCUGGUUUUAAAUUUUGGACAGAACUUGUGCCUUCCCAUUUAAGAGCCAUUACAAACCUGCAACAGUUCUAG